AUGGUGUACUUUGCCACACCCAGCUGCAAUGUCAUUGUCUAUGAUCAGAAACAACCAAGGAAGCCUUCCUCCAUGCUGUCGGAUCUGCAGGGAGAUAGCUCCUUACAGGUGGAGAUUUCAGAUGCAGUGAGUGAGCCGGAUGAGGUGAAGUUCACUGCUCAAACCAAGAGUGGCCUCCUUCACUUUGCUCAGACCUCCGUGGUUCGGCAGCACAAAGAAUUGAUCUUGCUACAUGACACCUAUGUGGGAAAGGAGGAGUAUGCCAGCCUCAUCAUUCGCUCAGCCCCUCCCAGGCCAGACUUUGAAGCUUCAAGGGAAAAGCUGCAGAAGUUGGGUGAGGGCGGCAGCUCCACCACCCAGGAGUUUGCCAAGACGAAGCAGGAGCUAGAAGUGUGUUACUUAGCCAUCUUUAAGAAGACUGUUGCAAUGCAUGAAGUCUUCCUACAGUGUCUGACAGCCCAUCCACCUGCUCAGGACCACUUCUUUGUAUUCUUGAAAUACAGCCAGGAUCUGAGUGUUCAAGAUACGAACAGAAAGGAGGUCUUGGGAGGUUUCCGGAGAAGCAUCAUCAGCUCUGCAGAUGAAGUCCUCAUCACCGGCUAUCAGGGCUCAAAGGAGGUAGAUGACUUCUUUGAGAUGAGGACCUUCCUAAUAGAAUACACUCGAAUGCACACCUGCCAGAGGUCCAACCAUGUUAUGCGUUCCCACAAGUGCCUGGCAGACAACUAUAUACUUCUAUCUGCUGCUCUGAGCAGUCUCGGAACCAGGAAAGUCGGACAGCUGAAGAGGAGCUUUCUGAAACUGGCAGAGCUCUUUGCACAACUGAGGAAACUGGAUGGCAGGGUAGCCUCUGAAGAUGACCUGAAGCUAUCUGACAUGCUGAGAUACUACAUGCGAGACUCACCAGCAGCCAGGGACCUGCUGUACUGUCAUCUUCAGGCACUGGCUGACUAUGAGAAUGCUAACAAGGCACUGGACAAAGCUCAUACAAGGAACCAGAAAGUGCAACCAGCAGAGAGCCAACAGCUGAGAGCCCUAAAGUCUGGCCUGGUCCCACAUUGAGCAUCCACCCUUAUGGACUGGUUCCGAAAGAAUCUCACUGAGUUGGCAGAGCGGCUCAAACAUGCCAAGGCCAGCACCCUGCUUCUCCAGAACACCCUUGUUGCCCUUAAGGGAGAGCUACUCUAG
Phodopus roborovskii (desert hamster) is the source of this 1188-nucleotide messenger RNA. It is a transcript of the gene Snx32, whose product is annotated as sorting nexin 32. Lineage: Eukaryota; Metazoa; Chordata; Mammalia; Rodentia; Cricetidae. Gene Ontology annotation, cellular component: endosome. The record is from RefSeq and is a predicted model, not a curated record. Gene Ontology annotation, molecular function: phosphatidylinositol binding.